Molecule: messenger RNA, 9506 nt
Organism: Anopheles cruzii
Lineage: Eukaryota; Metazoa; Arthropoda; Insecta; Diptera; Culicidae
Product: ankyrin-3-like
Biological process (GO): signal transduction
Molecular function (GO): protein binding
Source: RefSeq, a predicted model, not a curated record
AUGGCGCUGGAGGAGACCCAGAACAAUGGGUCCGCGGUGGCGGUGGCCCCGAAGGAAGGUGCUCCAUUGCCACUGAAACAACCGCAACAACAGCAGCAAGGUCAAGCGCAGAUUCAACCGUCAACAUCGAACGAAAAGCUGAACAACAUCGUUAACGGCAGUGGCGGCGGUGGCGGCGGAGGAGCAUCGGAAAAGUCACGAUCGAACAACAAACAGAACGAUACAAACACAGCGUUCCUGCGGGCGGCGCGAGCAGGCGAUCUUCCGAAGCUGAUAGAGUAUCUCGAAACGGGCCAGGUGACCGACAUCAACACGUGCAAUGCGAACGGUCUCAAUGCCCUGCAUCUGGCGGCGAAGGACGGGCACUAUGACAUCGUGAACGAGCUGCUGAAGCGUGGCGCCAACGUGGACAACGCGACCAAGAAGGGCAACACCGCGCUCCACAUCGCGUCGCUCGCCGGCCAGAAGGAGAUCAUACAUCUGCUGCUGCAGUACAAUGCGUCGGUCAACGUGCAGUCGCAGAACGGCUUCACGCCCCUGUACAUGGCCGCGCAGGAAAACCACGAUGAGUGUGUAAAUUAUCUACUCGCCAAGGGCGCUAAUCCCGCGCUGGCCACGGAGGACGGCUUCACACCGCUGGCGGUUGCAAUGCAGCAAGGUCACGACAAAGUGGUGGCCGUGCUGCUCGAAAGUGAUACGCGCGGAAAGGUGCGAUUACCGGCGCUGCACAUAGCGGCCAAGAAGGAUGACGUCAAGGCGGCAAAGUUGCUGCUCGAGAACGAACACAACCCGGACGUGUCGUCGAAGAGCGGUUUCACGCCGCUGCACAUUGCCGCACACUACGGCAACAUAAACGUCGCCCAGCUCCUGAUCGAGAAGGGUGCCGACGUGAACUUUACCGCCAAACACAACAUCACCCCGCUGCACGUGGCCUGCAAGUGGGGCAAGCUGAACAUGGUGAAGCUGCUGAUCACAAACCAUGCCCGCAUCGACAGCAUUACGCGCGACGGCCUGACGCCGCUCCACUGCGCCGCCCGCUCCGGCCACGAUCAGGUGAUCGAGGUGCUGCUGGAGCAGGGAGCGGAGAUUAUUUCGAAAACCAAAAACGGACUCGCCCCGCUCCACAUGGCGGCCCAGGGCGAGCACGUCAGUGCGGCCCGCAUCCUGCUGAUGAACAAAUCGCCCGUCGACGACAUCACCAUCGACUACCUGACGGCGCUGCACGUGGCCGCCCACUGUGGGCACGUGAAGGUGGCCAAACUGUUGCUCGAUCGCAACGCCGAUCCGAGCCGGGCCCUGAACGGCUUUACGCCGCUGCACAUUGCGUGCAAGAAGAACCGCAUCAAGGUGGUGGAGCUGCUGCUGAACCACGGUGCUACGAUCGGGGCGACGACCGAGAGCGGCCUGACGCCGCUGCACGUGGCCAGCUUUAUGGGGUGCAUGAACAUCGUCAUCUAUCUGCUGCAGCACGACGCCAGUCCGGACAUUCCGACGGUGCGGGGCGAAACGCCGCUCCAUCUGGCGGCCCGGGCCAAGCAGACGGACAUCAUUCGCAUUCUGCUCCGGAACGGGGCGUACGUCAAUGCGCAGGCUCGCGAGGAUCAGACACCGCUCCACGUUGCAUCGCGAAUUGGCAACGUGGAGAUCGUGAUGCUGCUGCUACAGCACGGCGCCAAGAUUGACGCGAUGACGAAGGACAACUACACACCGCUGCACAUUGCGGCGAAGGAGGGCCAGGACGAGGUGGCCGCGCUGCUGCUCGACAACGAGGCGAACGUGGAAGCGGUCACCAAGAAGGGUUUCACUCCGCUGCAUCUGGCCGCCAAGUACGGCAACCUAAAGUGUGCCGAACUGCUGCUGGAGCGCGGAGCCCAGGUGGACGUGCAGGGCAAGAACGGAGUCACCCCGCUGCACGUCGCCAGUCACUACGACAACCAGAAGGUGGCCCUGCUGCUGCUGGAGAAGGGUGCGUCCCCAUACUCGCCGGCCAAGAACGGGCACACGCCGUUGCACAUUGCGUCGAAGAAGAACCAGCUGCACAUUGCGACCACGCUGCUGGAGUACAAGGCGGAUGCGAACGCGGAGAGCAAGACGGGCUUCACGCCGCUCCAUCUGUCCGCCCAGGAGGGCCACGGUGAGAUGGCCCAAACGCUGCUGGAGCACGGUGCCGAUCCGAAUCACGCGGCCAAGAACGGCCUUACGCCGUUGCAUCUGUGCGCCCAGGAAGACCACUGCGGCAUCGCGGAGACACUGCUCGUCCACCAGGCACGCAUCGAUCCAGUCACGAAGACCGGCUUUACGCCGCUCCAUGUCGCCGCACACUUUGGCCAGGCCGGCAUGGUGAAGUAUCUGAUCGAAAACGAUGCAAACAUCGAGAUGAAGACGAACAUCGGGCACACGCCGUUGCACCAGGCCGCCCAGCAGGGCCACACGCUGAUCAUUAACAUUCUGCUAAAGAACAAGGCCAACCCGGAGGCGGUCACGAACAGUGGCCAGACGGCGCUGGCCAUCGCCGACAAGCUCGGGUACAUCACGGUGGUGGAAACGCUAAAGGUGGUCACCGAGACGAGCGUCACGCACACGGUCGACGAGAAGCUGAAGAUCGUCGGCCCGGAAACGAUUCACGAGACGUUCCUGUCCGACUCGGAGGACGAAGGAGGACCGGAAGGUGGCGGUGGUGGUGGUGGUGGUGCUGGUACGCCACCUCCCGACGCGAAAGCCCUCGUGGAGGCGCAGCACUUGUACGGUGGUAGUGGCGCCAUCAAGUACUAUCAAUCGCAAAUGCGUUACACACGUGAGGAUCCGAUCAUGUCCGACCAGCAGCAGUACAACUACAUGACGAGCGACGAGAACAAGCAGUUCGACGAUACGCACCUCACCAACAUGAGCAUCGAUCCGAUGAAGGACGACAAGUACCUGGAGAAGAUCAUCUCCCGGGCGGAGAACUACACCGUGUCGGCCGACCGGUCCCACACGCCCAACCCGCUCGACAUCACCGUGACGGACAACGUCAACAUCACCCGGAAACCGAUCCACGUCGGAUUUCUGGUGUCGUUCCUGGUCGACGCACGGGGCGGUGCCAUGCGCGGCUGUCGUCACAGUGGCGUGCGGGUGAUCGUCCCGCCCCGCUCGGCCGCGCAGCCCACCCGGAUCACCUGUCGGUAUGUGAAACCGCAACGCAUCACCAACGCGCCGCCCCUGAUGGAGGGCGAGGCGCUCGUCAGCCGGAUCCUCGAGCUGGCCCCGGUUGGUGCAAAGUUCCUUGGUCCGGUCAUCCUGGAAGUUCCGCACUUUGCGUCGCUGCGUGAUAAGGAACGCGAAAUCAUAAUCCUGCGCUCGGACAACGGCGAAACGUGGCGUGAGCACACCCUGUACGACAGUGAGGAAGCGAUCCACGACGUGUUGAACGAGACGUUCAAGGGCGACACGCUCAACUUUCUGGAGGAUCUGCACACGAACCGCAUUACGCGCGUGCUGACCAACGACUUUCCGCACUACUUUGCGAUCGUGUCACGCAUCCGGCAGGAGGUGCACGCGAUCGGCCCGGAAGGCGGCACCGUCUCGGCGACGGCCGUCCCGCAGGUGCAGGCCAUCUUCCCGCAGAACGCGCUCACGAAGAAGAUCCGCGUGGGGCUGCAGGCGCAGCCGAUCGAUAUGGGCACGACCGCCCAUCUGCUCGGCCGGAGCGUGGCCGUGUCGCCGGUGGUGACGGUGGAACCGCGGCGCCGCAAGUUCCACAAGGCGAUCACCCUCAGCAUGCCGGCCCCGAAGGCGUACAACUCGGGCAUGAUCAACCAGUACUCGGGCAAUGCGCCCACGUUGCGCCUGUUGUGCUCGAUCACCGGCGGCCAGAACAAGGCGGUCUGGGAGGACGUGACCGGAUCGACGCCGCUCACGUUCGUCAACGAUUGCGUGUCGUUCACGACGACCGUAUCGGCCCGCUUCUGGCUGAUGGACUGCCGGAACAUUAGUGAGGCGACCAAGAUGGCGACCGAACUGUACGCGCAGAUGGCCCACGUGCCGUUCAUGGUGAAGUUUGUCGUGUUCGCGAAGCGCGUCGAGCAGAGCGAGGCCAAGCUGAGCGUGUUCCUGAUGACGGACGACAAGGAGGACAAGACGCUCGAGCAGCAGGAGCACUUUACGGAGAUUGCGAAAUCGCGUGACGUCGAGGUGUGCGAGGGCCGCACGAUCUACCUGGAGUUUGCCGGCAACAUCGUGCCGGUGCAGAAGUCGGGCGAACAGCUGGCCCUGCAGUUCCACGCGUUCAAGGAGAACCGGCUCACGUUCACGGUGAAGAUCCGCAGUACGCUGGACGAACUGCUGGGGCGCAUCUCGUUCAUGAACGAGCCGAAGGUGGCGAAGGGUGAACCGAUCCAGACGCCCCUGUGCACACUCAACUUCACGCUGCCACCCGAGCGCUACGGACUCGGCGGUGACGAACUCGAGACGACGUCCGAGUUCGACCGCAGCUCGACGGAGAUACUGAACGGCAGCGAGCCGGGCGAGCUCGGCGUGGCGUCCGCGAACCGCGGCAAAACGUUUACGUUCGCGUUCCAGAACGGCGGUGCCACCGGUGUUGGCGUUGAGGGUGGUACCAACGAGAUCCACAAGGCGGACAUUAAGAUUACGGACAUCUGCAACCUGAUCGGCUCGGACUGGCCGCUGCUGGCGGAAGAACUGGCGAUCGCACCGACCGACGUGGAUCUGAUCCGGACGGAGUACCCGAACGAUGAGGCCCAGCAGGCGAUCGUGAUGCUGCGGCUGUGGUUACGCCAGGCCGGCCGGGACGCGACGGGCAACGUGCUGGAGCAGGCACUGAUCAAGAUCGAUCGGCGGGACAUUGUGAACAAAUCGAUCACCAACCUGGAACCGGUGACGGAUGAGUACGAGCGGAAGGUUGCCCAGCGGCAGCUCGGUUCGAUGAACGGACUCGACGAGAUCGAUCCGCCGGCCAAGCUAAAUGGUGUCCCCUCGGCAAUGGCACCGGCCAGAGCCAUGGAGGAAUCGACGGCGGACGAAAAGCAGGAGCACGAGGAGGUCGAGAAACACCAACGGCAGCAGCAGCAGCAGCAGGUAGGUGGUGAGAAUGGGUCACCGACUACGUCCUCGCCGGACCAGACCGAAGCGUACCAGCAGAUUCGGCGUGAAAGCGAAAUCCUGGGCAUCGCGGCCGUCAAGAAGGACGACCUGUCGACGCCGCCACCCAGCCCGGCCGACUUUAGUACCCAAGUUUCAAGCCAGAACAGCACGGCGGACGAGCGCCACGAUGUCGCGGAGGAUGUGCAAGAGAUCAUUCAGCAGGCGAUCAAAGACCAUGACACACAGGAGGAGGAGGAGGAGGACGACCGGGACGACGCACGGUUGCCGGCGACGCUGGUGGUGGUGGGGUCCGAUGGCGGCGAAGACUCCGAGGGCUUCGAGCUGGAAACGGACCGCAGUGGCAAGGUCAAGACGAUCAAGAAGCACUCGAAGGUGAACCUCAAGAUCAACAAAACGGUUCCCGCCCGGCCGACGGUCGGUGACAUCGAAUGGGAGGCGGCACAGCAGCCGCCGCCGCAGAUCGAAAUCUCCUCCGUCAACCUGGAGGACGUGUCGAACGAUCGGCGCUACAGCCUCGAUCACAUCGAUCCGCCAUCGAGCGACGGUCUGAGCACCGGUGCCGGUGCCGGACGUGCGUACGAAACGUCCCUCUCGACGCCGGGCCACGACUCGGCCCAGAAGUCGGAGCAGAUCGUGAUCGUUUCGUCCGACAACAACAUCUCGGAGGUGCCGGCCGACUACUCCGGCGACAUUGACGAGUUCAUUUUCGUGCAGACGUCGCCGGAGAACUAUGCCAAAAUGGAGCAGGAACAGCAGGAGGCACGCGCUGCCGGCGGCAUCGGCGGACGCGGUAGCCUGGGGACGGACGAGGACGACAACAGCAAUCUGGUGAUCAUCACGGAGGAACACUACGACUACGAGAUGACCAGCGACGAAGAUCGCCGAUCGUCGAGCGUGCUCGAUCCGUCGCCACCGGAGGAGAAGGAUCUCGAGGGGUACACGGUGCCCCCGUCGUCGGAUGGCGGUGCCGGUCAGAAGCGGUUCAUCGUCGGAAGCGGAAGCAGCAGCUCGGAGAGCGAAGAUGAACCGCGCGGCGGCCACCGGGGGCAGCGGCCCCCGACGGCCGCCGUCCGCCGCACGGUAACGACGACGACGAAGCGGACGAGGAUCGAACCGUCCGGACUGACGAUCACCGAGGACGAAACGGUAGUACUGCGGGCGGAAGAGGCCGACCAAGGCGGGAGCCCCCUGAUAACCGUUAGCCAGCCACCACCACCACCAGCACUAGUAGCAGCGGCCACGCAGCCACAGCCACCGUCGAGCAGCACCAGCAACAACUUCUCCUUCCGGACCGGUGGAUCCUCGAGCGGCUCGGACGUGGCCCUCCACGAGGCGGCCGGCGAGCUGAGCGAUGACGACGAAACAGGUAAAGUCAGCAGCUCAGUUCCCGUGGCCGCCACGGAGGCCGCCGGUGACCAGCAGCAGCAGGCAACCGGGGACGUCCCCGUCACUGCCACUGCCACCAGUGCGCCGAUUCCGAAUGUAUCCGUCAUAGUGACGCAAGUGUCGACCGAGAUCGAGAUCGACGACGAGUACCAGGACGAGGAGCAGCAAGAGCCGCCAGUGGCAGAGGAGCUGCUGGCCGAUGUCUCCUACGACGGUGGUGGCGAUGAGCUUGAUGAUGACGAUGGGUUGGAGCAGAGUUUAACCGAUAGCGGUGGUGACGGUGGCCGACCCGCACAACCCGGUUCCCGGUUCAGCGAUGUUGGCAGUGUCGACAUUAAAAACUUUCUGGUUCAGACCAACGACCAACCGAGCGGACUGGAACCGAGUGAACCACCAACCGAGCAGCGCUUAGGCGGCACCCAGCGUACGGAAACGAACACCUUCGUCAAUGAGUCCGAUGAUGGCACCGUUCGUACCACAGUCAUCACCACAACGACAACGCUUAACGCGACCGGAGACGAGAUACCGGAAGAUCUGGAAGAGCAGCUACUCAAGCAACUGCGCGAUCAGCAGUUGCUCCAGGAGGCACAGCAGCAGCACCACCAACAGCAAGAUGGCAAUCAGCGGACGGUGAUAGUAACGAGUACCGCUUCCGACACAGACCCGGCAACAGGGGCGGAGAAAAGUGCGACCCGCGUGACGACGACGACAAAAACGAUAACCGUCGCGCCGGACAGCGACUUCCCGGAGGACGAGCUGCUGCAGAAGAUCACAACGACCACGACCACGCACACGGCGCAACCGAACGUGCCGGAAAUGGUCAAGGAAACGACCGUCACGGUCACCGAGAUGGUCGAUGGGCGAACGUUGGACGGGGCCGCGAAGGCAGCACUCAACAAUAUUGUCGACGAGUUCAUGAACCAGGAGCGAAAGAACUAAGCAAAAAAACGAUGACGAUGCCAAUCCGCUGUCACCGUUUAAAAUUCUUAGUGCCUGGUACCGGGGCCUCAACGGCUUCCAGGGGACGGCUUGCUGCUUUUCUCCACCUCUCUCUACAAGAAACAAGAGUUGUAAAAUCAACUAAAACCACGCAAGCGGUUCGGGGGGUGGGGCAAUUGCUGCGCCGGAUUCGUCCCAGCCCGAGCUUCGGUUUUUUUGGUCCGUAACUUGGUUUGGCCAAAAUUGACACACAAUUUAACAGCCACAGCCAGACGCUGUGUACGGCGGCAGUUUGCCAACGAAGCAAACGAACUAGUUUUACAUUAACACAGAAAGUAUUUCGUCCGGCACACUGAGGAUAUUACAGAACGGAGCCGGGCGCCGAAGGGGCGAAUCUGCUGUGCUUUGAGAGAAGAUGGGCUUCGAGGGAUGAAACCAAGCUAAACGUACAAAAAUGGCGCGUAUCGUGUUACGUAUCCGACACCCGGCUGCCCGCGGUUCGGGAAUGCAUCGGUUUGCGUCGAGCAGAAAGGAAAAGCCCUAAUUCUCUUCCCCGGUGUCGUCAGCCGCGAUGGCAAACCGAUUUCACAGAACACACACACACACACAAUCUAUUGCGAACGGCGCAUAUUCAUAUACAUAUUUAUCGCGAGGCAACUUCAACGGCAGGAAGGGACGUUUCUUUAGCACGUAGUUUAAUCAAACGAACACAGCAAAAACGGGAUGGGAAAUCGAAGCGACAAAUAAUUGCAUAAGAAUCCACACCUUUAGCAAGAUACAUUAAGCGCUGCAGCAGAAGAGACAAAAUCUAACCACUAAACGAUAUCAAAACGCGAUCGCGAUCGAUCCUCACCUUUGAAGCUUUGCCAACCAUCCUGCAUGAACUCCACUCCAUUCAUUACCAACCAUAAACGGUCGCCACUGGCGAAGAGGAAAUCUUCGCUGGGGCUCUGGCCUUGGGGGCAGAACGGGCCAACUGAAGGUGGCCGAUAUGUGGCCACCAAAAUCACUACCUAGCCUGGGUGUGUAAUAUUGCUUCGCUUCGCUGACUCAGUCACAGCACAAAGGCGCGCAGUAAGUAGCGCGAAAACGUAGCAUUUGAGGAAACAAUUGAAACCGUUUUGUAAUUGCAUUCAAAAUUGGAAUCAGUGUAAUAGCGGCGGCGGCGGCGCCCGCCACGCUGCCGCGUCAACGUGUCCCCGUGAGUUUUAACAUUGUUUAACUAUAUAUUUAUUGUGCGUGCCCUGGAGGAUAGCAUUAGGUUUAGCGGCGGGCGGUGGAGUGCGCGACUGUUUGUUUUGCAAUUCUAGUGUUUUUACGUGAUUUUUUAUGAUUAUUGAUGUUUUUUCCCCUUCAACUUCCAUCGCUUUCGGCCCAACACACCACAGCAGUGUGUGUAUGGCCAGAUGGAGAAAGUGAAUGUGGCAUCUUUCGUUUUCUCUUUGCGUUUGAUUAAUUUUAGCGUCACACCGUACAAGUGUAAGAAUCUAUUUGUGUUGCAUUAUUUCCUAACGUUGCCCGCAACCGUUAGCCCCGCUCGAUCGGUCAGUGUGUCUCUGUGCGCCAAAUCGGCUUAUGCUUAUGCGGAGCUUGUGUCGAUCAAAUGUUUCCACUAUUUCUGCUAUUUAUUAAAGAAAACAAAAAUAAACACCGCCGCCGAACAAUAAAAUAAGAAGAGUGGCACUAGUUUGAAGCACGCAAGGAUAAGAGGGCCAGCCACUCGGCACUAGCAAAGGACAGCGAAAGACCGAGAGACAAACUGAACGGAACUAGUGAUUUGAAGAAGCCGACAUUGAAAAGGGAACAUAAAGCGCGAAUCAGAGAAGCAAAGAGAGAGAUAUUUGAUUGAAGCGUGCGAAAGAAAAAAACAUAACGAUCCGAAUGCAAAAACAAACAAAACACGAAGGCACACUUUGGAUGGGCAUGAUGCUAUAUUUUUGAAUUGUGUAUAGAGUUUAUUUACAAUCGCGAUUGCAGUAAUAAGUCCUAAGCAGAGUUGUCAAGCGGAGUGCGCGGCGAAUAAUGGAAUAAAAUUGAAGCGAAACAAACAAAACGGAAACACAUUGGAGGGCACAUCCCGU